Molecule: messenger RNA, 594 nt
Organism: Aspergillus oryzae RIB40
Lineage: Eukaryota; Fungi; Ascomycota; Eurotiomycetes; Eurotiales; Aspergillaceae
Exons: 2
Coding region: 1-594 (197 amino acids)
Source: RefSeq, a predicted model, not a curated record
AUGGAGUGUGCGUUGCCUUGCGUGGAGUCCGUGUUUGAAUCGGCGCAUCCAUUCCAGGAACCCAACUUCGAACUAUCCCGAGAGAUAACCCUUUCCGAAGCUUUCCAAAAGUUAUUUGAAGAGGAAAGCAGCCGAGCCUCAUCACCCUCCACGUCCGGCUCUACCGUUGCAGAAACCCUUGCCAAACUCACUAUCCUGGACACGUUCAUGUUGAUUCACUUGCUUUACGCUUUCAUCAACACGCACAUGACACUUCUCGCUACUAUAUUGCCAAAGUCACGGGUCCCGCACUCCCAGCAGUUACGCAAUUCGCGGGCCUCUAGUAUUAACUCCGCGAUACCUGAGGACUCUACACUUGCUUCCAUACGCAUAGCACUCUCUCGUUGGCACGACCACUGGACGAGGCUGCGCAGCACAACCUCCAGCCAUGACUGGGCCGCCAUGGGCUUUUACAAGAAUGGCUACCAUUUCUGGCUUGUGUCGCAGCUUCUGAUUACCAAGAAAGAGAGUGUGGACGUGGUGAUGCGCAUGGAAGUGAAGUGUGAGGACAAGCUGGAGCAACUUAAAGUUCUGCUGAAGGACGACAACGAAUGA